AUGGCUCCUGCACCAAUUGACCCCAGCAUCAAAGAUGUCGCCCCGCCCAUCAAAGACACUCUGCUCCUGCCGGACGCUGCCAAGCGACGUCUCGAGAAAUCAGGUGUGGACCUUUCCAAAGGAUAUCCAUACCGUCCGUCUCGUCCAUUGUACUUAGAUGAUGUGUACAAGAUUCGCGACAAGCCUCGUGAUCACGUUGAUGCAGGUGCGCGAGCUGACAAGUCAAAGAAGAGUCUUCUGUCUGCUGCGACAAAAGUCACUGAUCUCACGGCAUAUAUUGGAACUGAGAUUGAAGGUUUGCAGCUAAAAGACCUUACCAAUCAGCAACGCGAUGAGCUUGCUCUUUUAAUUGCCGAGAGAAGUGUUGUUUUCUUCAGAGACCAGGAUCUCUCACCACAGCAGCAAAAGGAACUCGGCGAAUGGUAUGGAGAAGUUGAAGUGCAUGUGCCUCAGGUUCCAGGUCUGCCAGGCGUGAGUGUUCUCUGGCCGGAUCUUCAAGCGACAGAGCGUCCUGCUAGUUUCCGCCAGCCAGGAGGAGCGUCUCGUUGGCACACAGACUUGGUCCACGAGAAACAGCCGGCAGGUAUCACACACCUUCAUAAUGACACGGUUCCUUCCGUUGGAGGUGAUACACUCUGGGCCUCUGGCUACGCAGCAUAUGAAAAGCUCUCCCCAGGAUUUCGAAAGAUCAUCGAUGGUCGCUUGGCUGUUUACAAGUCAGCGCAUCCGUACCUUGACCGCGAUCAUCCUGAACAAGGUCCCAAGUAUGUUGAGAGAGUACAUCCUUUAGUCAGAGUCCACCCUGCGACAGGCUGGAAAGCACUUUGGGUAAACCGUGCAAUGACCGACAGAAUCGUUGGUCUUGACAAGACGGAGAGCGAUGUUAUUCUCAACUAUCUGUAUGAUGUUUAUGAGACAAAUGUUGACAUACAGGUCCGAUUUAAGUGGACACCUAGAACCUCAGCGCUCUGGGACAAUCGCAUUACUAUCCAUAAUGCUAGUUGGGACUACAGUGGCAGAGAGCCACGACAUGGUACCCGGGUAACCUCAUUAGCCGAGAAGCCUUAUUUCGAUGCAUCUGCACCGACGCGAAGAGAGGCACUAGGUCUCCUGGGGGAGAGUGAGAAGAAGGAACUCGAGGUGUCGGGUUGA
Molecule: messenger RNA, 1152 nt
Organism: Fusarium venenatum
Lineage: Eukaryota; Fungi; Ascomycota; Sordariomycetes; Hypocreales; Nectriaceae
Source: RefSeq, a predicted model, not a curated record